This is a messenger RNA of Bacillus rossius redtenbacheri, 4992 nucleotides long. RefSeq names its product protein artichoke-like. The transcript is spliced from 9 exons. Bases 1 to 4992 code for a protein of 1663 amino acids. Gene Ontology annotation, molecular function: protein binding. The record is from RefSeq and is a predicted model, not a curated record. Lineage: Eukaryota; Metazoa; Arthropoda; Insecta; Phasmatodea; Bacillidae.
AUGGGGACCGUGGGGGCUAAGCGAGGACGCAAGGGGAAUGGAAUCAAGUCUCGCUCGGUCGCGGGGGAGGCGAGAACACGGAACUGGCCGGAAGUUGUACAACAACUGUCCGGCGCCCCCGGCGAGGCUGUUGCGCCCCCGUCGCCGGGGCGGAAAAAGGGAAAGAAAGUACGUGAUUCAACACCGUCGCCCGACCAGCAGCACGUGGCGAGGAGGCGGGGAGCGGAGGGGGGAGGCGCAGACAUCGCGCGCGCACGGGAUGACGUGAUGCGCGCGCAGCUCCCGGCGCUGGUGGCGCUGGUGGCGCUGGCGGCGGCGGUGCGCGGCAACUGCCCGCCGGAGGGCGACAUCCUGCCCUGUCGGUGCACCAUGCGCGAGGAGGAACUGCAGAUAUGGUGCAGCCACAGCGACCUGACCAAGGUGCUGGCGGGCCUGCAGGCCGUGGGCUCGGGCCUGGACCGCCCCGUGGACGAGCUGAUCCUGGAGAACAACUACCUGCCGUCGCUGCCCGGCGCCGCCUUCUCGCCGCUGCGCGUGGCGCGCCUCAUGCUGCGCGACAACGGGCUGGAGCGCGUGGCCUCCAGCUGGCUGGCGGGCCUCGAGGACUCGCUGCUCGAGCUGUUCGUGGUGGAGCCGCAGCUGCGCAGCCCGCCGCCCGACAGCGUGGAGCAGCUGCGCGGGCUGGAGGCGCUGACGCUGCACGCGGGCGCCAUGCGGCGACCCCCGCGCCUCUCCGGGCUGCGGCGCCUGCGCUACGUGCAGCUGCGGUCCCCGGCGCUCGCCGAGCUGCCACCGCUCGCCUUCCGCGCGCUCGGCGCCCUGGAGCAGCUGCACGUGGUGCACAGCCCGCGCGUCGCGCGCCUCGAGGCCGGCCUGCUGCAGGACCUGCCGCGCCUGCAGCUGCUCAACGUGUCGCACUGCGGCCUGGCGUGGCUGCACCCGCGCGCGCUCGCCCGCCUGCCCGCGCUCGCGCACCUCGCGCUGCCGCACAACCGCCUGCUCGACGCCGGCAUGGUGGGGCGCGCCGCGCGCGACCUCCCGGCGCUCGCCACGCUCGACCUCCGGGGCAACCUCGUGGAGCGCCUGGGCGAGGCGUCCUUCGUGGACCUGCCGGCGCUGGCCGAGCUGCGGCUCGCCGGCAACAGGAUCCUCGAGGUGGCGCGCGGCGCCUUCCACCGCGUGCCGCGCCUGCGCACGCUCGACCUCAGCCACAACUUCGUGCGGCGCGUGCACCCCGAGUCCUUCUUCCAGCACUCGGACGGCGGCCUGGAGGAGCUGCGGCUCGUCGACAACGCGCUCGACCACGUGGGGUCGCUCCGCGCGCUGCUGGACGCGCUGCCGCGGCUGCGCUACCUCGACGUCAGCCACAACUUCCUGGAGGAGAUCCCGUCGGGCGCGCUGCGGGGGCACCCCACGCUGGAGAGCCUCCAGCUGGACCACAACCGCCUCCAGCGCGUGCAGAGGGAGGCCUUCAUGGCCAUGCCGGCGCUGCGGGAGCUCAGCAUGAGGAACAACUCUCUGUCCGACUACGCGGACGGCCCGCUGUGGAACCUGCCGGGCCUCAAGGGCCUCGACCUGUCGUACAACUACUUCCGGCGGCUGGACCAGCGCCUGCUGGCCAACCUGCCGUCGCUGCGGCGGCUCGACCUGAGCGGCAACGCGCUGGCGCUGGUGGACCCCGCCGCCUUCCAGCACACGCCCAGCCUGGAGCACGUGAACCUGUCGCGCAACGCCAUCGCCUCGCUGCACCCGGCCACCUUCCGCCAGCUGGGCGGCCUGUACGAGCUGGACGCCGGCCACAACCGCCUGCGCGAGCUGGUGCCCGGCCUGCCGCGCGGCCUCGAGUACCUGCACCUCGCGCGCAACCGCAUCGCCGCGCUGCCGCACCCGCCCUCGCCCGACCUCCACCUGCCGCAGCUCAAGAUGCUCGACCUGACGGCCAACGGGCUGGCGCGCCUGCCGCCCGGCGCGCUGGCGGCGCUGGCGCAGCUGCGCGACCUGCGGCUCGCCGGCAACUCGCUGGAGCGCGUGGAGGAGGGCGCGCUGGCCGGCCUGGCGCGCCUCGAGCGCCUGGACCUGCGCGACAACCGCCUGCGCGACCUGCACGAGCUCGCGCUGCGCGACCUGCGCCGCCUGCGCCGCCUCUGGCUGCGCGGCAACCGCCUGGAGGCGCUGCGCGACGGCCUGCUGCGCGGCAACGUGUUCCUCGAGCAGCUGGACCUGGGCCUCAACCGCCUGGCCUUCGUCGAGGCCCACGCCUUCGACGGCAACAGGGAGCUGGUGGAGCUGGACGCCUCGCGCAACUCCCUGGACACGCUGCCCGGCGCGCUGCGGGGGCUCGCGGCGCUGCAGCUGCUCGAGCUGAGCCGCAACUCCGUGCGCGCGCUGGACGCCGAGGUGCUGGCCAGCCUCACGUCGCUGGCCGAGCUGCGCCUGGGCCGCAACAAGCUGCGGCGCCUGCCCGAGGGCGUGAUCGCGCGCAUGCCCAGCCUGCAGCUGCUCGACCUGCACGGCAACGAGCUGGAGGCCGUGUCUGCGGGCGCCGUCAGCGACCUGCCGCAGCUGCGCGCCGUGCGCCUGGACGGCAACCGCCUGGCCGAGCUGCCCGAGCGCGCCUUCUCGCGCCUGCCCGAGCUGCGCAGCGCCGAGCUGCAGCGCAACCGCCUGGCGCGCGUCGCCGAGCGGGCCUUCGACGGCGCGCCGCAGCUGCUGCUGCUCAACCUCAGCAGCAACCUGCUGCCGGGCCUGGAAGAGGCGGGGCUGCGCGAGCUGCGGUCCCUGGAGGUGCUGGACCUCAGCCACAACCGGGUGGCCCGGAUGGCCGGCGACAGCCUCAGGGGCAUGGAGUGGCUGGUCGAGCUCAAGAUGGACAACAACAACCUCUGCAGCAUCCAGGGCCUGCCGUUCGACGAGAUGCCGCGCCUGCGCGUGCUGAGCCUGCGCAACAACAGCAUGCGCCACGUCAGCGAGCAGACGUUCCGGCGGCUGCGCGGCAACGUGGCCGUGGUCGACGUGGACGGCAACCCGCUCAGCUGCUCGUGCCGCAUGCUGUGGCUGCAGGCGUGGCUGCGCGAGGCGUCCGCGCAGGGCCCGCGCUGCGCCGACGGCACCUUGCUGCGCGAGAUGCGGCUGUCGGCGCAGCAGUGCGAGGCGCGCAGCGACGACGAGCCGGCCGCGCCGGGCUGCGGGCCCGACCCCGACCCCGACCCCGUCGUCGCGUCGGUGCCCGGAUCUUCCCAGGUGUCCUCGACGUGGGUAGAAGUGAAAGAUGCCACAGCCGCUCCUCCAGUAGGAGUCUCUCCCGAAGACUCGGAGUACUUCUACGACGAGUACAUCGAGUACCAGUACGAGGAAGGGAACGCCACCAACGGCACCAUGGUGAUCCAGAGCGAGCUGCCGCUGACCAUACAGCUGACGAGCAUCGCGGGUCCCGUCGCCGCCACCACCACGGCGGCGACGUCGUCGCACUACAUCCCCGGCGACACGCCCACCCUGUACGCCGGGACGAGGCAGGACAAGAACAAGACCGCCCCCGACCAGGGCAAGCAGUCCGGCCAGCCGGGCGCCGCCCCCAACGGCGGCGGCGGCUUCACGUUCUUCGGCAUCCCGCUGCCGAGCAUCAGCCUGGGCGGGCUGUGGGGCAGCGCGCGCAACGCAGACGCCAAACCCGGGGGCAUGAGGUUCGUGGGGGCCCGCGGCAAGGUGGACAUGUUCCCGCCGUCCGAGCCUCGCAUGCAGUCCGACGGGUUCGUCCCGAUGAGGACCGGGUCGGGCGGGUUCGUCCCCAUCGCGAAUCCCGAGCUGACGCGCCCGGGAUACGGCAACUCCUCGACCCGGCCGUACUCAGCGGGAGACAACUACAACUACAACUACAACUACACCCCCAGUUCCACCUUCCCGCCGCGACCGACCGACGUCUACGAAGAGACCAUGCCCACCGACAUGAUGGCAGACACCCCGGACCUCCAGUCCCACAAGAAACAGCCGGCGCAGCAUGGCCUCAGCUUCAACUUGAAGUCCACCACGUCGACAGUGCAACCGCCGGCCCCCGACAAGUUCCUCCGCAAGCCGGACAUCAGGGACCCUUUCUUCAGACCAGCAAACAAGGCCCUCUUCGACAGAUCCAACCAGAUGGCUGACGAGAACGUGAAAGAACGUCCUCCUGGAACCGUCGAGAAGCAAUCCUCUAGUUAUGAUAACAGGAUAUCAGCUCACUUGGACAAUCCCAGCACCGGCAGUCGCGAUGCAAGCAGUAUUCAGACCAUGGAAUCACCCCCGCCACCGAAAUAUUCUGAAAUGCCGCCUUUCUUGGACGCACCUCGCCCUCCGAACCUCAACAAAAACGUGACGAUCACGAAGAUCGACACGUCUCUGCACUCCAACUUUGUCCACAAAAUGCUCGUCGAGACUCAAGGAGACGCAAAUCUGACAGGGGCUGGCUACGACAGACCCGCAGACUUGGAAGUGGACUGGUUCUCGAAGCAUCAUAAGCCUUCCACCGACAUAGUAUUGCCAGAAUCCCCGGUGACCGCGACGCCCGCCGUGGACAGGCGCGAGGGGGCGAGGCCCGGGGAGGGCGACAGCACCGGCCGGUCCUCCGGGGAGGCGCCCUCGUCGCUGUCCAUCCUGCUGGCGCCCGGGGCCCAGCAGCCGCAGUUCCGCCCCACGGCGACCAUCACCAAGGUGAAGGCGCCGCCGCAGACGUCGCUGGCGCCCGCCCCAGAGCCCGUGGAGGAGUACCUGCGCGGGCCGCAGCCCGAGCGCCUCGGCCCGACGACCACCAGUACCAGCAGCACCAGCAGCAGUACCGGUACCCCGGCCAGGGACCUCUCCAAGGACUGGUACUUCAGGAACUACAACCGCACCAACCUGGAGCCCUACGUGGGGCCCGCGGUGGCCCGGCCCGACUCGAGCGGCGAGGCGCCCCUGGUGUCCGGGUCUCUGUCGGCGCUGCUCGCCGCCUGCUCCCUCUUGCUGGCGCGGGCGCCGUGA